CUCCUUUCUCUCGGAACCCUUUACCUCUCAUCUUCUUCUCUUCAACCUUAAAGCUCCAAACUUUACGCAUUCCAGUAUGGGAAGUGCUGGUGAGAGUGGCUAUGGCGCAUACACCUAUGAGGCCCUUGAGAGGGAGCCUUAUUGGCCCUCGGAAAAACUCCGAAUUUCAAUUACUGGGGCUGGUGGCUUUAUCGCCUCCCACAUUGCCCGCCGAUUGAAGAAUGAGGGUCACUACAUUAUUGCUUCUGACUGGAAGAAGAAUGAGCACAUGACUGAAGACAUGUUCUGCGAUGAAUUCCAUCUUGUGGAUCUCAGGGUCAUGGAUAACUGCUUGAAGGUUACCAAGGACGUUGAUCAUGUGUUCAACCUUGCUGCUGAUAUGGGCGGCAUGGGAUUCAUUCAGUCCAAUCACUCUGUCAUUAUGUACAACAAUACCAUGAUCAGCUUUAACAUGCUGGAAGCUGCUAGGAUCACUGGAGUGAAAAGGUUUUUCUAUGCUUCCAGUGCUUGUAUUUAUCCUGAGUUUAAGCAGCUGGAAACUAAUGUGAGCUUGAAGGAGGCGGAUGCCUGGCCGGCAGAGCCUCAAGAUGCUUAUGGCUUAGAGAAACUUGCAACUGAGGAGUUGUGCAAGCACUACACCAAAGACUUUGGAAUCGAAUGUCGUAUUGGAAGGUUCCACAAUAUUUAUGGUCCUUUUGGAACCUGGAAAGGGGGCAGGGAAAAGGCACCUGCUGCUUUCUGCAGAAAGGCUCUCACAUCCACUGAUAAGUUUGAGAUGUGGGGAGAUGGACUUCAGACCCGAUCCUUCACCUUUAUUGAUGAAUGUGUUGAAGGUGUACUCCGGUUGACAAAGUCCGACUUCCGUGAGCCAGUGAAUAUUGGAAGUGACGAGAUGGUCAGCAUGAAUGAGAUGGCUGAGAUUGUUCUUAGCUUUGAGAACAAGAAGCUGCCUAUUCAGCACAUUCCUGGACCAGAGGGUGUCCGUGGUCGUAACUCUGACAACACUCUGAUCAAAGAGAAACUUGGCUGGGCUCCUACCAUGAGGCUGAAGGAUGGACUGAGGUUUACAUACUUCUGGAUCAAGGAACAGAUUGAGAAAGAGAAAGCACAAGGUACUGACCUGUCGGUUUAUGGGUCAUCUAAGGUGGUGGGAACUCAAGCCCCAGUUCAACUUGGUUCACUUCGUGCCGCUGAUGGCAAAGAGUGAUGUGUUUGAAGGCUUCUAGCUACACUUGGGAAAAGCCAGUAUUUAGUAUAUCCGGUUACGAUAUUGUGGCGCAUAGUCAAGUAUCUAUGUGAUGAUGCAUGGACAAUAAGUGGGUUAUUUUGCUUCUUUGUACUAUCUAGGGAACUUCUAUACCCCCAUUGUGAUAUAGCCUUCCAGGAGCUAUUUGCUGCUUAGAUUGCCUUCAAAUUCUUCUUUCUGCAACUGAACAAUAGUUCAGUCAUGAGUUGUAUCUGUUAUUUAUUUCUUUGAGUUGCAUCAGUUAUUUCCUUUUUGGUCCUUGUAACGUGACAAAUAAUAAUAUAAUGUCAUCAGCUCAUCUGGUUUUUUCAUUUUCA
Fragaria vesca subsp. vesca is the source of this 1563-nucleotide messenger RNA. Its product is annotated as GDP-mannose 3,5-epimerase 1-like. Lineage: Eukaryota; Viridiplantae; Streptophyta; Magnoliopsida; Rosales; Rosaceae. The record is from RefSeq and is a predicted model, not a curated record. The coding region runs from base 77 to 1207 and encodes 376 amino acids. The transcript has 7 exons. Gene Ontology annotation, molecular function: GDP-mannose 3,5-epimerase activity; NAD binding.